Molecule: messenger RNA, 2486 nt
Organism: Drosophila biarmipes
Lineage: Eukaryota; Metazoa; Arthropoda; Insecta; Diptera; Drosophilidae
Gene: Caf1-105
Product: chromatin assembly factor 1 subunit B
Exons: 2
Coding region: 87-2333 (748 amino acids)
Biological process (GO): DNA replication-dependent chromatin assembly; nucleosome assembly
Cellular component (GO): nucleus; CAF-1 complex
Molecular function (GO): protein binding
Source: RefSeq, a predicted model, not a curated record
UCACACUUUUAGGCGCGAAUUCUGCCGCAUAAAAUAUUUUUACGCACUUCAAGAAGUCAAUAACAGAGGCCAAUUAAGUAAACAAGAUGAAGUGCAAGAUACCCGAGAUCUCGUGGCACAACCGCGAUCCCGUCCUGAGUGUGGACAUACAGCAGAAUGGACAGGGACUACGUGCGCCGACGAUCUGUCGACUGGCCUCGGGCGGCACAGAUGCCCAUGUCCUCAUUUGGUAUGUGAAUCGCAGCGACGACGCCGAGGGCGUGGAUGUGGACCUGGCCGCCGAUCUGUCGCGCCAUCAGCGAGCCGUCAACACGGUCCGCUGGUCGCCGAACGGCGAGCUCUUGGCCUCCGGCGACGAUGAGAGUGUGGUCUUCAUCUGGAAACAGAAGGCUGACCACGAAAUCAUCAACAUUGUGGACGCCGAUGGUGGCAGCGAACAGGACAAGGAGGUCUGGAUAACGCUGAAGGUGCUGCGCGGCCAUCGCGAGGAUAUCUACGACCUUAGCUGGGCGCCGAACUCACUGUUCCUGGUCACCGGAUCGGUGGACAACACCGCCAUGCUGUGGGACGUCCACAAGGGCAAGUCACUGGCCAUUCUCGACGAUCACAAGGGCUACGUGCAGGGCGUGGCCUGGGAUCCCUGUAAUCAGUACAUUGCCACCCUGAGCACCGACAGGCAAAUGCGCAUAUUUGACGCCAAUACCAAGCGAGUGCUCCACCGGGUCAGCAAGUGCGCAUUCCCAGUGAAGGAGGACCAUGAGAUGCACGGCAAGGCCGUACGGCUGUACCACGAUGGCACCCUGCCAACCUUCUUCCGCCGCCUUUGUUUCACUCCCGAUGGCAAAAUGCUCCUUACUCCCUCCGGAAUCACCGACUACGAUGGCGUGGUGAAGCCCAUUAACACCACCUAUGGAUUCAGUCGCUAUGAUCUGUCGAAACCCGCCUUUGUUUUGCCCUUCCCCAACGAAUACGCCGUGGCUGUCCGCUGCUCACCGGUGCUGUACCGUCUGAGACCGUACAAUGCUGAGAAGAAUCCGCCGAUUAUCUCCCUGCCGUACCGCAUGAUCUACGCCGUGGCCACAAAGAACGCUGUGUUCUUUUACGAUACCCAGCAAUCGCCGCCUUUCGCCAUUAUCUCCAAAAUCCACUACUCCAGGCUCACUGAUCUGGCCUGGUCAAGUGACGGAACUGUCCUGAUCGUGUCCAGCACCGAUGGCUUCUGUUCGCUGGUCACCUUCGAGCCGAAUGAGCUGGGCGAGCGCUACGAGGAAAUGGAUGCAGUGCUGAGCGCUGCCCUGAAAUCUUCAGAGAAUGUGCCGCUGCCGAAGAAAAAGAAGCACAAGCUGCGCAAAACAUCGUCGGACGAGGUGGUAGUCCAAAGGAAACCACUGCAGGAGAAGACCAAACCGAACACGGAUAGGAAGGCUGCAGGAUCAGGGAUCAAAGAGGAGGGCGAAACCGAUUUGGAUGCUGAAAACGAUUCAUCCAUGCACAGUGCCAGUUCGUCUAACUCCAACAGUCCCAAAGCGAAGGCUAAGGUCGACGUAAAGCCCACACCCAUUGCCAUCCGGCGUUCGCCCCGGAAAGUUACGACUACGCCCACGCCGAUUGCUAUACGCAGAGCUCCGCGUAAGCCGGAAGAUGCAGAGGGAACCGUACAAUCCAAGCCUAAAGGAGACAAUGAAGGCACAUCCAAAGUAGAGAAGAAAGAGGACACGGCAUCACCUGUAAAGCGAAAGAUCAGCUCAGAGGCAGUGCCUCCAGCAGAGACGACACAGCCGGCCCUUGCAGUGAUUCCGGUUAUCGACAAGGAGAUCAUCAGUUCUGAUGAGAAGUUCGAGUCGCCCGAGAAGAAGUCCCGCCCUGCCACGCCCAUUCAAGUGCGCCGCCAGCCCCGGACUCCCGGGAGCUCCAGCAACUUCAGUCUUACACCGAAGAGCCAACCCGCCAAGCAAGCCACGCCCAUCGCCGUGAGGCGAACUCCCCGCGUCCUCGUCGAAAUGCCCGUCAACUCGCCGGUGGUGCCAAUGGAGGAGGCCAUGGAUGCCUGGCCUCUGGACGAGGGCAUCGCACCCCUGCCAGCGACAAAGAAGGUUUCGCAAGAUCCUCCACCGGAGGCCAAGAAUGCGGAAAAGAAGCCUGCAGUUAUCGCAGCCAGCGAGGUCACCUGCGAACGAACGGAGGACAUUCGACUGGUCUACGAGGAUACGCAGGAGGAAACCCCGCAGAAGGCGCCGGAAUCGACACCGUCCACGCCCACUAACAAAACGCCACGACGAGUGUCCUUGCGAACCAUAUCCACGCCCAAAUCAAAAAAGAAACUUUUAGAGUAGACAAUGCAAUAGUUUAGCCGUAACAGAUUUAUAUUAGAGGAAUUCCAUAAAUUGCUUAUUGUGGGGUUACCCCAUAAAAAUUGUUUUAAAAAUUUUGGAAUUCCUUUCAAACAAUUCCAAAUAAAACGCAAGACAAGGUAUAGAUACAUUGGU